Messenger RNA from Ictidomys tridecemlineatus (thirteen-lined ground squirrel), 936 nucleotides. NCBI's taxonomy places the organism in Eukaryota, Metazoa, Chordata, Mammalia, Rodentia, Sciuridae. The record is from RefSeq and is a predicted model, not a curated record.
AUGGUUCUAAUUAAUGAAAGCUACCCUAAAGAAUUCAUCCUAGUAGGCUUUGCUGAUUAUCCUUGGCUAGAACUUCCUCUAUUUGUUAUUGUUUUUAUAAUAUACUCCAUGGGUAUGAUGGGAAACAUUUCCAUCAUUCUGGUGUCCAAGUUAGACCCGCGUCUCCAAAGUCCCAUGUAUUUCUUCCUCACCAACCUCUCCUUUCUGGACAUCUGCUUAACCACAAGCAUUGUGCCUCAGAUGCUGUUUAACCUGGGAAGCUCUAAGAAGACCAUCAGCUACGUGGGGUGUGCAGUUCAGGUUUAUUUUUUCAGCACAGUGGGAGCCACAGAAUGUCUUCUUCUGGCUCUUAUGUCUUUUGAUCGCUAUGUGGCCAUCUGACCUCUGCACUACACCCUCAUCAUGAAUCAGCGCAUCUGUAUCCUAUUAGUGUCCAUUGUGUGGAUGAGUGGAAUUACUUAUGGUGCUUUUGAGAUCGGUCUAACAUUACAGUUGCCAUUGUGUGGCAUCAAUAAACUGGAUCACUUUUUCUGUGAGAUUCCAGUUCUGAUAAAGACUGCCUGUGGGGAAAAGGAGGCUAAUGAGCUCUCCCUCUCUGUGGUGUGCAUUUUUAUAGUAGCUAUUCCUCUGUGUUUAAUUCUUGCUUCCUAUGCUAAUAUCGGACGUGCCAUACUUAAGAUUAAAUCUUCUGAAGGAAGGAAAAAGGCCUUUGGGACAUGUUCCUCUCAUCUUAUUGUAGUUUUCUUAUUUUAUGGCCCAGUCAUUAGCAUGUACCUUCAGCCACCCUCUUCCAUCUCAAGGGACCAGCCCAAGUUCAUGGCACUCUUCUAUGCAGUAGUGAUUCCUACACUCAACCCCUUCAUCUACACACUGAGGAAUAAGGAUGCAAAAGGUGCAUUAAGUAAGCUGGUAAGGAGCAUUUUAACUUCCAAAUGA